Penicillium waksmanii is the source of this 3294-nucleotide messenger RNA. RefSeq lists its product as uncharacterized. Gene Ontology annotation, cellular component: cytoplasm. The transcript has 3 exons. The record is from RefSeq and is a predicted model, not a curated record. Bases 1 to 3294 code for a protein of 1097 amino acids. NCBI's taxonomy places the organism in Eukaryota, Fungi, Ascomycota, Eurotiomycetes, Eurotiales, Aspergillaceae. Gene Ontology annotation, molecular function: phosphomevalonate kinase activity; oxidoreductase activity; FAD binding. Gene Ontology annotation, biological process: cholesterol biosynthetic process.
AUGGCUACACUCAACUAUCUAGCCAAGGUUCUCAAGCAGGUUAAGGUAUCGGACUCGUGUCAAAAAAUGCCGAUUUCAGACGAGCAAUAUAGUUCUGGCUUCGAUAUCUUGCUGCGAGGCUCUGAAUGGGGGACAUACAGAGAGUUCAUCAUCCCACAUCUAUCAAUCGUCAUCACGUCUCUUCUAAGCUCGCGUGACCGUAUCGCAGUACUAGAAAUAGGUCCUGGUCCGAUAAGCGUGCUAGGGGACCUACCGGGUCACCUACGAGAAAAGGUUGGGAAGUAUGCCGCAUUUGAGCCUAACCACUUGUUUGCAGCAAGUAUAAAAAGCUGGUUAAACCCUACUUCUGAGUUAGGUUCACCACUUCCAAGCCUGCAGAGCCUGCCCGAAAUCCAUAGAAUGUCGUUCUCUCUUCACAGCGAGAGAGCCAGUACCGGCGCCUGUGGAAAACACCUCCACGAGAAGUUCGAUGUCAUAAUCUUCUGCCAUAGCAUGUACGGUAUGGAGCCAAAAACAGGAAUAAUUGAGCAGGCCGUCGAAAUGCUCGUCGAAAAGCCUUCAAGCGGUCUAGUGAUUGUCUUCCAUCGUGACGGUCUGCGUCUCCAUGGACUAGCGUGCCACCAAACGGCCACUUUCCCAUCAGGAACAGUAUGUGUGACAGACAAUGAUCAAGUACUGGAUUGUUUCGCUUCUUUCGUUACAGGUUUCACUGUAGAUGAGAAAGAGCGAUUGACUGUUCAGGACUAUUGGCGAAGAGUGCCAUCAUUGUUUCAGGGGGAAAAUGUGGUUAAAAAUCGUGAAGCUAGCUCCCACCAGCCCGCCUCAGUCGUGAGACCGAAGAGCAUUCGAGAAGUUCAGCUGUGUGUACGAUGGGCAAUCGAUCAUCAAUUGGCCCUGACUAUUAUCGGUGGCGGCCAUAGUGGUCACUGUCAAUGGCCAAAUGUCGUUGCGAUUGAUAUGAGUGCUUUUGAUCAGAUGCAGAUUGUUGCGACCGGAGAAGGAGAAACGGGAUGUAACCCCAACUCUGGCCCUUUGAUGAUCGUGGGAGCUGGCUGCAAGUCAGGUGAAAUUGUCCGUGAAACUAUGAAAGCCGGUAUCACAGUACCUUUGGGAUCACGUCCGAGUGUUGGUGCGGGACUGUGGCUACAAGGAGGAAUUGGACAUCUGUCAAGGCUCUAUGGACUCGCCUGCCAUGUGCCGAGCCAAUACAGACCAGCCGACGCGGUGAUGUCGGAAAACGAAGAUGAUCUGCUGUGGGCCAUCAAAGGCGCCGGGACCAAUUUUGGCAUCAUAAUCAGCGUUACUUUCAGGACAUUCGAGGCGCCAAUAUAUUGCACUCGAAACUGGGUUCUUCCGAUGAAAGAUGCAAGCGAAUCAAGACACUGGCUUAGUGUUGUUGAUCGUUUAGCUAGGAAUUUGCCACACAUAUGUUCUGUUGACGCCUACUUGUACGGCGAAGCUGAUCAAAUUCAACUUGGCGUUACUAUGUUCGAGUGUGUCACGAAUGAGAUCACCUCAGUAUCACCUUUAUCCGCCCAUAUAAGCACAGUCUUAGGUCCAGAGAACAGUUGCAAUACAGUAGACAGUGUUGAGCUCUUCGAGGCUGAAAUGUACAUGUCCAAGAUGCACGGCGGGCACGGUGGGGGUAAGACAUCCUCAUUUAAGCGGUGUGCAUUUUUGAAGAACAUCGACAAGACCGUCGCCGAGACUUUGUUAAAAGUCAUUGAGGCUCGUCCUACGCCCUUAUGUUACCUCCAUCUCUUGCAUGGCGGUGCUGCAGUCCAGGGAGUACCGGCUAAUGCCACUGCCUUUGGCUGUAGGGACUGGAACUUCGCAUGUGUGAUUACUGGCGUCUGGCCUCGCGAAGAGGAUCAUACUGAGCCCGCACAAGCUGCCGUGGCAUGGGUAUACAGGGCUAUGAAGAGACUCAUGCCACUUAGCUGCGGGGUAUACAGUGCUGAUCUUGGGCCUGACCCGCGAGAUAAAAUGCUAGCAGCCACGGCUUUUGGGCAAAAUGGAUCGGAGCUGGCUCGCCUCAAACAAAAAUUGGAUCCGCACAAUGUACUUGCCUAUGCUUGCCCGCAUCGGGAAGCGCAAAUAGCACCAAAGCUCAUCAUUCUCGUCACGGGCGAAAGCGGCGCUGGCAAGGACUAUUGCGCCGAUGUCUGGGCUUCCUUAUUAGACUCAUGCACCCAGCAAAAUCUCACAGUGCGGAAGGUGAGCAUUAGCGAUGCGACCAAGCGAGAGUAUGCCAUGGCUACCGGUGCCGACUUUGAUCGUCUCCAUCGGGACCGGGAAUACAAAGAGCAGCACAGACCGGAAUUGACUAGAUUCUUCAAAGACCAAGUGCGGCAUCGACCUCAGCUGCCAGAAGAGCACUUUUCCGAAGCGGUUAAUAGUGCAGCAGAUGUGCAUGUUUUGCUCAUCACAGGUAUGAGAGACGAAGCACCUGUUUCUGCCUUCUCGCACUUGGUGCCAGCGAGCCGGCUGAUUGAUAUUCGUGUACGAGCUGAUGAAAGAAUACGCCGGAUUCGCCGAGGCUGCUGCGACUGUAGUUCUGGCUAUAAUGGAACUUGUGCGGUUGAUGGGGAGGAUGAGUCAAGUAUGGAGCCGGCAAAUUAUUGUCCCAGCUUUCUUUUCGACAAUGACAAGGCAGGGAGCGUUGCGGUGGAGAAAUUCGCCAGAACACAUUUGUUACCUUUCUUUGACGAUGGGUUUCAGCGACUAGCUGACAUGGUGCGACCGGUCUCCAACUUUCCACGCUUAGGUGUCGACUUCCGUCAUGUACUCAACAUAUGUCAACAGCAGGGCGGCCUAGUCUUGUGUUCGUCUGUCAUGCGAAUCCAAUUCAUCGGCGAUUGGAACGCCAUCCACAGUGUUGUAUGCUGCGAGGUUGGCGGCUUUGUCUUCGCGUCGGCAUUAGCCACGCACGUCGAUAGACCGUUGGCGCUAAUUCGAAAAGCCGGCAAGCUUCCGCCACCAACUGUUUCCGUGCUCAAAUCCACAUCUCAUAUCUCUUCCUCGGUGUCCAGCCAGUUGGAGGACACUUGGAUUGAGAUGGACCGAGAUCUGAUUCGCAGAGACGUUUCAGUCGUGGUAGUGGAUGACGUACUUGCCACAGGUAAGACGCUCUGUGCUGUUCUACAGCUUUUAGAGAAGGCCAAUGUCAGCGUGAAGGAUAUAAGCAUCAUGGUCGUGGCCGAAUUUCCCAUCCAUCGCGGCCGAGAACUACUACGCCAACAUGGCUAUGGCGGAAUCCGAAUCCAAAGUCUGCUGGUCUUUGAGGGUGCCUGA